Messenger RNA from Setaria italica (foxtail millet), 2029 nucleotides. RefSeq names its product M protein, serotype 2.2-like. The coding region runs from base 1 to 1767 and encodes 588 amino acids. The record is from RefSeq and is a predicted model, not a curated record. The transcript has 7 exons. Lineage: Eukaryota; Viridiplantae; Streptophyta; Magnoliopsida; Poales; Poaceae.
AUGGCCCCCGCCGGCGGAGACGACGGGGCGGGAGAGGGCGGCGGGCGGCCCAUCCCCCGUGGAGUCGAUCCAAGUACUGCUGCUGGUGCUGCAGCAGGUCAGGAUCUUGGGGCAGAAUCUGGAAGCAGAAAGAGGAAAGCCGCGGUUCUGUCCGGAGAUUUGGGCAGUCUGGUUGGGAAUGGAGAACAUUUGACGGUGGUGUGUGAGGAUUCUCAGAGAAUUUUAAAGGAGAUCAAAGACCUGAGGGCUCAACUAGAUGAGGAUGUGAAAGAGCUUGGAUACUGUGAGGCGAAUCAGAAGCUGAGAGUUGAGCUGGCUGUGAAAGUGAAAGAGAUACAGUGCUUGAGGAAGCAGAAUGAGGAGAUGCAGGCCAAGUAUGAUGGAAUGAGAAAGCUGAAUGAGGAGUUGUACGACAAGAAUGAUGGCCUGGUGAAGCAGAAUGAGGAGUUGCAAGCAAAUAAUGGUGGCCUGGUGAAGCAGAAUGAGGUACUGCAAACCAGUAAUGACGGCAUGAAGAUGGUGAAUGGGGAGCCAAAAGCCAAAAAUGGAGGCCUAACUAUCCAGAAUGAGUUGAAAGCAAACAAUGACGGCCUGAUGCAACAGAAUGAGGAGCUGCAAUCCAAGCAUGAUGGGCUAGUGAUUCAUAAUGAGCAGCUGCAAGCCAAGAAUGUCAGCCUAGCGGAGCUGCAAACCAUUAGUGAUGUCAUGAUGAAGCAGAACAGGAGGCUGCAUGCCAAAAAUGCCGGCCUAAUGAAGUGGAGUGCAGGGCUGCAAGCCAAGAUUGAUGACCUGAUGAAGCAGAAUAAGGAGCUGCAAGCCAAGAAUGAUGGCCUCAGGAAGCAGACUGAGAUGCUACAAGCCAAGAAUGUCGGCCUCAUGGUGCGGAUUGAGGAGGUGCAUGCAGAGAAUGACGGCCAAAGGAAGCGGAGUGAGAAGCUGCAAGCCAAGAAUGGAAGCCUAACGAAGGGGAACAAGGAGCUGCAGGCCAGGAAUGACAGCCUAACGAAGCGGAUUGAGGAGCUGCAGGCCAAGGAUGAUGGCCUGACGAAGGGGAAUGAGGAGUUGCAGGCCAAGAUCAACGAUAGCAUGAGGAAGUGGAAUAAGGAGCUGCAAGGCCUCUAUAAGCAUAUUAUGAAGAUUAUGAAGAUUCUGGAAAAUGAGAUUGACACUAAGAGAAAGGACUUGCUGCAACUUGAGGAGCUGUACAGAACAUUCUUUCCAAUUCCACAGCCUGAGGAGGUCAAGUCGUCUGUGGAAGUUCAGUCAACUUCUCAGGGCUUGAAUGACGGGCUCACUGGAUGCACUGAUAUUGGGACCAAAAACUCCGGGGACAUUAUUCUGGAGUCUGUUCCGUGCCUCAAGCAAGCAGAGGCAAUCCUUUGCCAAGCUGCAUCUAACUUCGAGGAGAUCGGCCAUCUCCAAACUCAAGUGACCAAAUCGGAGACUGCCGUUGACCAGCUGAUGGCUAUGGACCGUAAACUUGUUGAGACCAAGGCAGCUCUCAAGAAGGAGAUUGCUGCCUAUGCUGCCUACCUGGAACGCACUCAGAAGAAAAUUGAAGAGGCAGAGUCCGAGAAGGCUUCAGCUAAACAGCUGAUGGCUACGACACAGCAGGUCCAAGAUGUCUCGGAUAUUGGCUUUGAUGAUACAGAGGUAGACAUUAGAAUUUGUGAUCUCAUGGUUACCGGUCGCAAGUCAAAGUCAAGUUUCAAGAAAAAUAAACAACAUAGGAGCGACACCAAAACCGGCGGGAAAGUUUCCUCAUGAAAGGCUUCUAUUGGAAUAGCAGACCCGACUUGUCUAAUAUCGGUAUAUCUCGGACGCAAUCGAAGAUCACAACUUUGUUGGUGUCAUGGAGAUAGCGAAGCAAGACUCUGCCUCAUGCUGUGCAGGUGUGCAUAUGUAGUAGCCUGCUUGGCUUUCUCUUGUGUGCGAUCAUCUGAUCGUUCAUGUGUAACCGCCUAAUCAUGCUUACCUAUUUCUAGCAUCUGUAUACUCGGUUUGAUGAUGCUUACUGUGUAUUAAUUUG